Messenger RNA from Magallana angulata, 1137 nucleotides. RefSeq names its product 52 kDa repressor of the inhibitor of the protein kinase-like. The transcript has 2 exons. Lineage: Eukaryota; Metazoa; Mollusca; Bivalvia; Ostreida; Ostreidae. The record is from RefSeq and is a predicted model, not a curated record. Bases 1 to 1137 code for a protein of 378 amino acids.
AUGAUCCGCCCGUUCAAUCCAGUCAACAGCAGUCAAACCUACCUGUGGAUGAUCAGCAUCAAGAAUCAAACGAACAGAAUCCGCCCGUUCAACCCAGUCAACAGCAUUCAUCGAGUACAACAAACCUACCUGUGGAUGAUCAGCAUCAAGAAUCAAACGAACAGAAUCCGCCCGUUCAACCCAGUCAACAGCAUUCAUCGAGAGGUUCGAGAUCAGCCGAUAGGUCCAUACUUUGGCUAUCAGUGUGAUGAGGUGACUGACGCCAGUAACUGGGAACAGCUCGGUGUUGUAAUUCGGUAUGUUGUCAAUGGGAAGCCUAUUGAACGGCUUAUAGAAUUUAUAGAGUGUGAGGAAAUCACUGGAAUGGCAAUAUGUGAAUCCAUUAUCUCGUGUAUGAAUGAAGUUGGUCUGGAUCCGAACUACUGUCGUUCCCAAACAAUGGAUGGUGCUGGAAAUAUGUCUGGAAAACAUUCAGAGUGUGCAGCACGAUUUAAAGACCAAUAUCCUAAAGCUGUAUAUCAUUAUUGUAGCUGUCAUGAUCUGAAUCUUGCCAUCAGUAAAAGCUGUUCAUUGAAAGAAGUGCAAAUAUGUUUAGACACAUUAAAGAAGCUGGGUAUAUUCUUUAAAUAUUCACCAAAGCGCACGCGAAGGCUGGAAAGGGCUGUUGAUGAAAUCAACGAUGAAAGAACUGAAAACAAAAUUGACAAGAAGAAGUUUAAGGUGUUUUCAGAGACCAGAUGGGUAGAGAAACACAUCACCCUGCAAACAUUUCAAGAGAUGUAUCAGCCAAUUUUGCUCUGUUUAGAAGCAAUUUCGUUAAGAGAAAGAAACUGGGAUGCAAAGGCGGUUGUGGAAGCAAAUGGUCUCUUAGCAAAAUUGUCAGAUUCACAAUUUAUUGCCUCCUUUCAAACCAUCCGGAAUUUCUUUGGAUACAUGUCUGGACUUAGUAAGAAAUUACAAGGAAGCAGCUUGGAUGUAUUGGACGGAUACAGAAUGGUCGCACAUGUGCGUGAGGUUAUAUUAGGGUUGAGGUCAGAUGAUAAUGAAUAUGACAGUGUCUUCCAUCGCAUGGAGGAGAUGGCUCAAUUAACAGAAGGUGUCAUGACUGUCCCUCGUCAAUGCUCAAGCACUGGAUGA